AUGGAUGGAAACAACUACUUUGUUGUAUCUGAAUUUGUGUUCCUGGGACUCUCCAAUACAUGGGGAAUCCAGUUGCUUCUCUUCUUCUUUUCUUCUGUGUUCUAUACAGCAAGUCUGAUGGGGAACCUCCUCAUUGUGUUCUCUGUGACUGCUGACUCCAACCUGCACUCCCCAAUGUACUUCCUGCUGGCCAAUCUCUCAUUUCUUGACCUGGGAGGUUGCUCUGUUGCAGCACCCAAGAUGAUUUAUGAUCUUUUUAGAAAACACAAAUCCAUUUCAUUUGGGGGUUGUAUAACUCAGAUCUUCUUUAUUCAUGCUAUUGGGGGUACAGAAAUGGUACUGCUCAUAGCCAUGGCUUUUGAUAGAUACGUAGCCAUAUGUAAACCUCUUCACUACUUGACUAUCUUAAGACCAGGAAUAUGCAUUUUACUUUUGUCAGUAGCCUGGAUCCUGGGACUUAUCCACUCAGUGGCCCAACUGGCUUUCGUUGUAGACUUGCCCUUCUGUGGACCUAAUAUUCUGGACAGUUUUUACUGUGAUCUCCCUCAGCUCAUUAAACUUGCUUGCACAGAGACCAACAAAUUGGAGUUUAUGGUCACAGCCAGCAGUGGACUCAUCUCCUUGGGCUCCUUCUUCAUACUGAUAUCUUAUAUCUUCAUUUUGGUCACUGUUCAGAAGCACUCUGCAGGUGGCAUAUCCAAGGCCCUGUCUACUUUGUCAGCUCAUGUGACAGUAGUGGUUUUAUUCUUUGGGCCAUUGAUCUUCUUCUAUAUCUGGCCAUUCCCUUCAUCACACUUAGACAAAUUCCUUGCCAUCUUUGAUGCAGUCCUCACUCCUUUUCUGAAUCCAGUCAUCUAUACGUUCAGGAACAAGGAGAUGAAAGCAGCGAUGAGGAAACUCUGCUACCAGCUUCUGAGUUACAGGGAAGUAUCCUAA
Molecule: messenger RNA, 936 nt
Organism: Microtus oregoni (creeping vole)
Lineage: Eukaryota; Metazoa; Chordata; Mammalia; Rodentia; Cricetidae
Product: olfactory receptor 4F15-like
Exons: 1
Coding region: 1-936 (311 amino acids)
Biological process (GO): G protein-coupled receptor signaling pathway
Cellular component (GO): membrane
Molecular function (GO): G protein-coupled receptor activity; olfactory receptor activity
Source: RefSeq, a predicted model, not a curated record